AUGGCUCCGUUUGACGCGUACCGCGCCAAGAUGCAGGCCGCGGGCCUCUCGACCGAGGCCAUCAAGGCGUUCGAGUACUCGUACGACGCCCUGGUGAGCGGCGAGACGGGCAUGAUCGCCGAGGACUCGAUCAAGCCUGCGGACAACCUGCCCUACCUCGAGAACAAGGAGGGCAGCAUCCGCGAGUCCGUCAAGGCCGACCCGGAGCUGCUCAAGGAGACCGUCGUGCUCAAGCUGAACGGCGGCCUGGGCACCAGCAUGGGCCUGGACAAGGCCAAGUCGCUGCUGACGGUCAAGGGCGACGACACCUUCCUGGACAUCAUGGCCAAGCAGGUGACGGAGCUGCGCGCCACCCACAAGUCGAACGUGCGGUUCGUGCUCAUGAACAGCUUCAGCACGAGCGCCGACACCCUCGAGUACCUGCAGAAGUACCCGGAGCUCGUCGAGGACGAGGCCCUGGAGCUGCUCCAGAACAAGGUGCCCAAGGUGAACGCCGCCACCAUGGAGCCGGCCACGUACGCGGCCAACCCCGCCAAGGAGUGGUGCCCGCCCGGACACGGCGACCUGUACGCGUCUCUGGCCGGCUCCGGCAAGCUCGACAAGCUCGUGGCCGAGGGCGUCAAGUACAUGUUCGUGUCAAACUCGGACAACCUGGGCGCCACCCUGGACCUGGACCUGCUGACGUACUUCGCGCAGUCUGGCAAGCCUUUCCUCAUGGAGUGCUGCGAGCGCACGGAGAACGACAAGAAGGGUGGCCACCUGGCCGAGCGCACGGCCGACGGUCGCCUCAUCCUCCGUGAGUCCGCUCAGUGCGCUGACGAGGACGAGAAGGAGUUCCAGAACAUCACCAAGCACCGUUACUUCAACACGAACAAUCUGUGGAUCCGUCUGGACAAGCUGCAGGAGGAGCUGAAGAAGCAGGGCGGCGUCAUCCGCCUGCCCAUGAUCAAGAACUCGAAGACCGUGGACCCCAAGGACUCGAGCUCGACCCCCGUGUUCCAGCUGGAGACGGCCAUGGGUGCCGCCAUCGAGUGCUUCGACGGCGCUGGCGCCGUGUGCGUGCCGCGCACGCGUUUCGCCCCCGUGAAGAAGUGCGAUGACCUGAUCCUUCUGCGUUCGGACGCGUACGUCAUCACGGAGGACUACCGCCCCGUGAUCGCCCCUGAGCGCGAGGGUGUGGCCCCCAUCGUGUCCCUGGACUCGAAGAACUUUAAGCUGGUGCAGCAGCUCGAGGCUGCGGUGCGUGGCAACGUGCCGUCGCUGAUCAAGUGCGACCGCCUGAAGAUCGUCGGCAACGUCGGCUUCGCGCCUGGUGUUGUGUUCGACGGCAGCGUGGAGGUCGUCAACAAGAGCUCUGAGCAGAAGACCGUGCUGGCCGGCACGUACAAGGACACCACGGUGGACCUGACCGAGCAGAAGGGUCUGGGAAAGCUCAAGGUGACCACGGUCAAGACGUCGCCGUUCCAGGACCAGAAGCCCGGUACCUCGGGUCUGCGUAAGAAGACCAAGACGUUCAUGAGCGACAACUACCUCCAGAACUUCGUGGCUUCAGUGUUCGAGGCGCUCCCCGCCAAGGACCUGAAUGGUGGCACCCUGGUUGUGUCCGGCGAUGGCCGUUACUUCAACAAGGAGGCCAUCCAGAUCAUCAUUAAGAUGGCCGUCGCCUACGGUGUCGACCGUCUGUGGAUCGGCAAGGACGGUCUGCUCAGCACGCCGUGCGUGUCGGCUGUCGUGCGUGAGCGCGAGGGUGGCAGCGUCGCCUUCGGUGCAUUCAUCCUUUCGGCCAGCCACAACCCUGGUGGCCCGAACGAGGACUUCGGCAUCAAGUACAACUGCGAGAACGGCGGCCCCGCCCCCGAGAAGGUCACGAACGAGAUCUUCGCCCUGUCCAAGGUCAUCACGUCGUACAAGAUCGCCGCCGACUUCCCCACGGUUGACGUGACCAAGAUCGGCACGACCUCCGUCGCCUCGGACGAUGGCAGCCGUACCAUCACGGUUGAGGUGUUUGACUCGGCUGAGCACCACGUGGACCUGCUGAAGCAGAUCUUCGACUUUCACGCUAUCAAGAAGCUCGUGUCUCGUGAGGACUUCACCUUCGUGGUGGACGCCAUGUCCGGCGUGAACGGUCCGUACGCCCGCCGCGUGUUCGUGGAGGAGCUGGGCUGCAACGAGUCGUGCCUGCAGAACGCCAGUCCUCUGGAGGACUUCGGUGGAGGCCACGCUGACCCGAACCUGACGUACGCCAAGGCCCUGAUCAAGGUCAUGGGCGUGGACGCCAAGGGUCUGCCCGUGACUGGCCAGGAGCAGGAGCCGCCUUCGUUCGGUGCCGCCUGGGAUGGCGACGCUGACCGUAACAUGAUCCUGGGCUCGCGCUUCUUCGUCACGCCUUCGGACUCGCUUGCCAUCAUCGCGGCUAACUGCACGGUGAUCCCGUUCUUCAAGAACGGCCUGCGCGGUGUGGCCCGCUCGAUGCCUACCAGUGGUGCUGUGGACCUUGUCGCCAAGAAGCUGAACGUGCCUUUCUUCGAGGUGCCCACUGGCUGGAAGUUCUUCGGCAACCUGAUGGACUCGCACGUGGUGUUCGGCAAGGAGGACUACACUCCGUUCAUCUGCGGUGAGGAGAGCUUUGGUACGGGCUCGAACCACAUUCGUGAGAAGGACGGCAUGUGGGCCGUGCUGGCUUGGCUGUCGAUCCUGGCUUCGAAGCAGGUGGACGGCGCCCCGCUGGUGACGGUGGAGGACAUUGUGCGUGACCACUGGAAGAAGUACGGCCGUAACUACUACUGCCGUUACGACUACGAGAACGUGGACAAGGCCGCGGCCGAGGGCAUGUUCGCGGAGAUGACCAAGUUCGACGUUGUUGUGGGCAAGGAGAUCAACGGCUUCAAGGUCGAGAAGGCCGACGAGUUCGAGUACGUGGACCCCGUGGACGGCAGCGUGUCGUCGCACCAGGGCAUCCGUUUCCUGUUCGAGGGCGGCUCGCGUGUGGUCUUCCGACUGUCGGGCACGGGCGUUGCUGGCGCCACCAUUCGUAUGUACGUCGAGAAGUACGAGGAGCCGACUGGCAACCUGGACCAGAACGCCGCUGCUGCUCUGGAGAAGCUGAUCGAGGUGGGCCUGAAGCUGUCGGACCUGGAGAAGAAGACCGGCCGCAAGGCCCCCACCGUUAUCACUUAAGGGGGAUGGCGUCUUCAUUACUCUCUGCCCCUUGUGGUGGCUGGGCUGCGCUUGGAUUCAUCUUGCAUGUCGUUAGUUGCUUUGUAAUAAGUCAGCUCCACCACCAUCGAGCGUUAGCAAGUUAAGAAAUAGCAAACCACUUGAAAACAA
Phytophthora sojae is the source of this 3327-nucleotide messenger RNA. RefSeq lists its product as hypothetical. The record is from RefSeq and is a predicted model, not a curated record. Gene Ontology annotation, cellular component: cytosol. The coding region runs from base 1 to 3177 and encodes 1058 amino acids. Gene Ontology annotation, biological process: carbohydrate metabolic process; UDP-alpha-D-glucose metabolic process. Gene Ontology annotation, molecular function: UTP:glucose-1-phosphate uridylyltransferase activity; phosphoglucomutase activity; magnesium ion binding. NCBI's taxonomy places the organism in Eukaryota, Oomycota, Peronosporomycetes, Peronosporales, Peronosporaceae. The transcript has a single exon.